AUGAAAAUGGCUUAUCAACUGGUGUCUGAAUUCGAGUCAAUACUCACUGAGUUUGAAGACAAUUUGGGAGAUCCCGAAGGCUACUUGAAAUGUGCAUCUUCUAGUAUUGGUCUAACGUUGAUUAAACGUCUGUAUGAGAGUUGUUGUGGCAUAACGAGAAGCAAUGGAGAGACAUUUGGUCCUCUUGAUACUCUAGCAAUAGAUGGACUAGAUGAGGAGAGUGUCUGGCAACAAUUAGUACUACACAAUACACCUCUAGUAGGACAUUUGGACAAAUGUUGUAGGAAACUGACAGAACAGAAACAGGCCAUGCAGCUUCAACGUCAACAACAUACAAAUGAUUGUGAUGAUGGAACGGAUGACGUCACCAAUGACGAAAUUUAUGAAACUGCUGAAGUAUCUGCUGGAAACAAUAGUAUUGAAACAGAUUCCAAUGACAGCAACGAUUGUCUCUCUGAUGUUGACGAAGCAGAGACUGUCAGUUCUGCAAAGAGACAAAAAACGAAGGCAUCAUCACAAGUUGAUGACCGAUUCUUCAGACUCUCUGAUAUGGAGGAAUUCUUGCGUCUAGAAGACAAACGUGAAGAGGAGUCACGUGACAGAACUAAAGGAGAGAACGAAGACGACGAGAUCGACUUAUUUGCUGACAUAGACAGUCCGACUGAAUCAGGAGAAAACGAUUCUGACGUUGAAUGGGAUGCUGUCGUAGAGGCUAGCUCAAAUGUUAUUGGCAAGGCGGCUACAUCCAAGACUAAACCUCAUAAGGCAACAAGACAUCUCAAAUACAAUGACUUUUUCGACCCACCAGUCAAUGAUGUCAUGCCUGAUGACAUCACACACGAUAACGAUGAGUCAGAAGAAGAUAGUGAUCAUAGAGGCGACGAGAAUGAGGGCACAACAGAGAGUGAUGAUGAGGUGCAUACAGUUGGUAGGACUGAGGACAGCGACGGGUCCGAAAAUGAGUCUGCAGCCAUCUUAUCUACACACGAGCAACGGCAGUUGAAACUUAGACAACAAAUUACACAACUUGAGGAGAAAAACGUGGCUCAGAAACCAUGGCAGCUAAAGGGAGAGAUCACGGCAAGUGACCGAAAUGAGAACAGUCUGUUGGAAGAAGACUUGCUAUUUGAUCAGACAACAAGACCACCACCCGCUUUCACAGAAGAGACCACAGCAACAUUAGAGGACAUCAUCAGACGACGAGUAUCAGACCAGGCAUGGGAUGACGUCGAGCGUAAGGAGAAGCCCAUAGAGCAACCAUACGAAUAUCGUAAACGACCCACAUUGGAUCAAGACAAGAGCAAGUUAAGCUUAAGCGAAGUCUACGAGAAGGAGUUUGUGAAACAAUCGGAGGGAAAGAGAGAUGAAGAGGAACGUGCUGAGUAUGUUGAGAUACGGAAACUGGCAACGAAGCUGUUUACGAGGCUCGAUGCUCUCUCAAAUUUUUGCUUUACACCUAAACCUCCAAAAGACGACAUCAAAAUCAUAACCAACGCUCCCGCCAUUACAAUCGAAGAAGUCAUCCCCGCAGCGGUCACCGACGCCAGCCUCCUGGCACCCGAAGAAAUCCACAGCAAACCAAAGGCUAACCCAAUAGGCAAGAAAGAAAGGACAGACACAGAACGAAAGCGUGAAAGACGUUUGAAAAAGCAGCGACAUCGAUCAAAAGCACACGAACGCGAACGCCACCAGAAGCUCGUCGCCAAACUAAAACCUGGAUUGGGCAACAAGUAUAGUCAACAGAAAGCCAUUCGGGAGCUUGAGAGAGCAAGCAAGAAGACAGACAAGAUAACAUUGAUUGAUGGUCGCGAUCGGAAAGAGAAGAGUGGCCUACGGUCGUCGUCUGCGUUCUUUGAACGUUUGCAGGAACAAGUGAGUGUUGAGGCAAGAGACAUGGUGGGUGAGAGAAAAGGGAGGAGAAAAGCUGGGGAGGAGAGAGUGACGAGUACGAAGCUCAAGCUUUGAGCGUGGAGUGUUUGUGAGCGCAUGAUGGGUUGAUGUGUUAAUAAAGUGAGAAGAAUGAGUCGGU
Molecule: messenger RNA, 2029 nt
Organism: Corticium candelabrum
Lineage: Eukaryota; Metazoa; Porifera; Homoscleromorpha; Homosclerophorida; Plakinidae
Product: U3 small nucleolar ribonucleoprotein protein MPP10-like
Exons: 6
Coding region: 1-1965 (654 amino acids)
Biological process (GO): rRNA processing
Cellular component (GO): sno(s)RNA-containing ribonucleoprotein complex; small-subunit processome; nucleus
Source: RefSeq, a predicted model, not a curated record